Sporisorium graminicola is the source of this 3036-nucleotide messenger RNA. RefSeq lists its product as uncharacterized. The transcript has a single exon. NCBI's taxonomy places the organism in Eukaryota, Fungi, Basidiomycota, Ustilaginomycetes, Ustilaginales, Ustilaginaceae. Gene Ontology annotation, molecular function: antiporter activity. The coding region runs from base 1 to 3036 and encodes 1011 amino acids. The record is from RefSeq and is a predicted model, not a curated record. Gene Ontology annotation, cellular component: membrane. Gene Ontology annotation, biological process: proton transmembrane transport.
AUGCCCUUCAACUAUGGCUUUCUCAGUCACAGCGAUCCGCUCGCGUUCGAUCCGAACAACUAUGUGCUCACCACAAACGGGUUCGGCCUGUUCUUGACCCAGGUCAUCAUCAUCAUCGUACUUUGUCAGGUGCUUGGCAAGCUUUUUAAACUUAUCGGCCAGCCCGCCGUUGUUGGUGAGUUGCUUGCCGGCAUCCUCCUUGGACCUACCGCGCUUGGCAACAUCCCGGGCUUUACCGAAACGAUUGUUCCCACGCAAGCAUUGGGUCUGCUCAAGCUGAUGGCCAACAUCGGGCUUUCGCUGUUCCUGUUCCUCAUCGGUCUCGAGACCGAUACGGAUCUCAUGGCCAAGUAUUGGCAAAAAGUGAUGCUCAUCACCUUGCCCGGCAUGGCCAUCCCAUUUGGUAUCGCAGUCGGCAUCUCGAGGCUCAUCUGGCAGGUAGAGACGGACCAGACCGUCAAGUUUACAACCUUCUUCCUCUUUGUCGGCACCGUCAUGGCCGUCACCUCGCUAUCGGUGCUCUCGCGCAUCAUGGCCGAGAUGAACAUCCUAAGCACUCGCCUCGGUUGCAUCACCAUCGCGUCCGGCGUGUGCAACGAUCUCAUCGGCUACGUGCUCCUCGCCUUGGGUUCAGCGCUCGGAACCGGAGGCAAACAGAUCGAUGCGCUGUAUCAGCUGCUGGCAGCGGCAGGCUACAUCUCUCUUCUUUGGUUUGUGUUCCGACCGCUCAUGAACCACCUCAUCGUCCGCAGCGGGUUCGACAUGACCACAGGAGCCGACGACCGUGUGCCGGAGCACCUCCUCGUGAUCGCUCUCGGCGGUGCCCUUGUCAGCGCUUUCUACACGGACGCAAUGGGCGUGCAUCCUAUCGUGGGAGCCUUUAGUUUCGGCGUAUGCUGUCCUCACGGCAACUUUGCAGUCAAGGUGACCGAAAGCAUCGAGACACUCGUCAUGAUCGUGCUGCUUCCGCUCUAUUUUGUUACCAGUGGGCUUAGCACCAACUUCAAGCUUCUUAGCGAUGGUACCACUUGGGGCCUCAUCUGCUUGCUGGUUGUCGGCAUCUUUGUCAGCAAGUUCGGCGCUACGGCUGCCUCUGCCAAGUUGGCCGGAAUGACGUGGCGCGAGUCUAUGUGUGUCGCAAGUCUCAUGCAGAGCAAGGGCAUCAUCGAGAUCAUAAUUCUCAAUGUUGCUCUUCAACUCGACGUGGUCAGCUCCAAGGUGUUUGCCAUGCUUGUCAUCUGCUUCUUGUGCACAACCAUGUCGGUGCGGCCUUUGUCCAGAUACGUCUACUUUUCCAGUCUCGCUCAGCAAGAGGCAGUGGGAGAGGGACAAGACGAGGACGGACAGCAUACGAGAGACGAGAAAGGAGCAUCUCACCGCAUCACCACAGAUGCGGUUGUUGAUUCGGUCGAUUUUCCCAUCACCGUUGCCAUCGCAUCCCCAAGUCCAGCGACAAAGACGCUCAUGUUCCUCCUCAACCUACUGGGUCAACAUAAUGCAGCAUCAUGCGGACCAGCUUCUAGCGCGGAUAUGGACGAAGAGGCAGCGGGACAGAUUGCUGUCGACUUGCUCCGCUUGCUGCCGAUCGAAUAUACCACUUCGUCCAUCAUGCAGCUCAUCAACUACUCCGAAGAGCGUCAUCGUGACGAGAUGAUGGAGAGUCUCAAGAAGGUGCAGCAACUCUGCCGGGUUCCCACGUCGGCCAUGCUGGCAAGCGAACGCAAGCUAGGCCACUUUACGGCAACCGUUACGACCCCUGGCGCUGCGACCAGCACAAAUGUAGCUCAUGCGGUGCCUCCGGACACAUUUAUUGUGCCUCGUCACGAGAUGAUCAAGACAAUCGGACACCAGAAUGCACGCGCACAACGCCGCCUGGGAACGGCUGACUUUGCCUUCUCGGAGCUUGGCCGAGGCAUGGCUCUGGUGACCUGGGAAGCGCACAAUUCGUACGGUCGAGGGCUUUCAUGGCUGGGUGCUGCUGCGGCUGCUAGCGGCCUCUCCUUUUCGAAGACGCUCAACGAAGAGGAUGCGGCUGUCAGUAUCUGGCAGGCCAAUUCGGACGCCCAGUCGCUGCCCUCUCGACUGUUUCGCAAUCUACGCAAGCAGUGCGCCAAGGGUGUAUUGCUCGAUCCAAGCAUGUCGCGUUUAUCGGUUACAUCGCUCUCCAACUCGCAUGAACAGCGAACUCUGGCGUCAUUGCGACGCGAGCUUGAGCGCAGUCAUGGCUUACAGAGACCGUUGGGCGUGCGGAGAAUCAUUGUGCCCUUCUUUGGAGGUGCGGACGAUCGUGCAGCGGUGGAGUUUCUGAGGAAGAUAGUGCUCAACUCGCCGGGCAGCGUGCAAGGCUUGGUCAUUACCUUUACCAAUGCAGGGGAUGCGAGCGACAAGACCACAGAGUCACUCGCGCUGGAAGCGGUCCUGCCUUCGACACUGCCCUUGGAGCAGCUGGCGGCUGAAGACGAUCACACCCAUUCCAUCAACCUGCAGACCAUUCAUCAGCAGGAAGCGGCUCGCGUCGACGCUCGGUUUCUGUUUCAUCAGCAGGAUGCAUCGGCUGCUGCUGCGGCGACGGUCAAGUCGAUCCCGGAAGAGAUUAUGGCUGUUGCUACGGCGAACGCCGCUGACACCGAUCGUGGAUCCAGCGCCUCACAGGUUGGCGACGAAAAAUCAACCAGGUCGCUCAACGAAGGCUCAGGAGCACGCAAGGAAGCCGGUAUCGUCUUUGUCACCCUUCCCUCGACACCCGAUACCAGCACCAACCCGAUUCGCAGCAUUUGCAAGUUCAUCCGACCUUUGCUAGAUGAGCAACAGGAUAUGGUCUUUGUCGGACGAGGCAAGUGGAACCAACGUCCGAAACAAUUUCGGCAGGAAGUGGAGAGCAUGCAUGCCGAGCAGCUGGCUUCGUCUGCGCCGCUGUCGGAAGAUCUGAGGGGGGAGCUGCGGACCGUCGGUAACUGCUUGGGGGCUGUUACGGAGGGACUGCUGCUGCAAGCACUCAGAUCAUGUGCUGUUGUUGUGCAGGCUGCUCAGGAGUGA